AUCAGGGCUGGGGACAGGUGGUUUGAUCAAUUCCUCUAUAGCCGAAGAAUUAAAAACGUUACGCCAAAGGUGGAGGACUUCGCAACGUUGCCAUUCUUUAUAAUGAUCAAAGGAGAUACACCGACAGUCGGGUGCCAUGUGAAGUUGUGCGACAGCACCAAUGGAAAAAACUACGCGGUUCUCUGCUACUAUGGACAGCCGCACGUCAAGGUGGGCGAGCCUCUCUACAAGGACGGUAAACCAUGCUCUGAAGUUUUCGGCUAUCACUUGCAAAGGUCGAAAGAAACUUUGCAGGCAAAGACUGAGGUUGUACUGCUAGUGAUUUUUUCGCCAGAGAAUAAAGAAUUUUGUGAAGCAUUCUGUAAAGCUGGUCUCACACUAAGAAAUAUGCUGAACCACACAAUCCAAUGCUCUCGG
Messenger RNA from Ostertagia ostertagi, 417 nucleotides. NCBI's taxonomy places the organism in Eukaryota, Metazoa, Nematoda, Chromadorea, Rhabditida, Trichostrongylidae. The record is from the annotation of a GenBank genome assembly.